AUGUCGGCCACACACCGACACAACUCGAGGCUGCAAAACGCCUCGGUCACAUCUCUCCGUCGUGGUCCGCAAAGAAGGGACAGUGGCCGUCGUAGCGAUGGUUCAGUCACAUCUUCAGGCCGUGAGUCCAUCGGCACCGGUCUGACUGAGCCUCCUGCCUACUCCAAGAAGUUUGUCGUCGUCGGUGACGGCGGCUGCGGUAAGACGUGUUUGUUGAUCAGCUACAGUCAGGGUGUCUUCCCUGAGGUGUGUCUCCCUGCCACCAGCGUCCUCGGAUUGCAACUAACCCGGCCUACAGNNAAAUACGUCCCCACCGUCUUCGAAAACUACAUCACCCACUGCGAGCACAAGCCCUCGGGCAAGAUUGUCGAACUGGCUCUCUGGGACACGGCUGGACAGGAAGAGUACGACAGACUGCGCCCUCUAUCGUACCCCGAGACCGAUUUGCUCUUCGUUUGCUUCGCCAUCGAUUGCCCAAACUCGCUUGAAAAUGUUAUGGACAAGUGGUACCCCGAGGUCCUUCAUUUCUGCCCAACCACUCCGAUCAUCCUCCUUGGUCUCAAGUCCGACUUGCGCAACAAACGCACCUGCAUCGACCUUCUCAAAACCCAAGGACUUACCCCCGUCACAACCCACCAAGGCCAGGCCGUCGCCAAGAAGAUGGGUGCCCUUUACAUGGAGUGCAGCAGUAAAGAGAUGACCGGUGUACACGAGAUUUUCGAAGCCGCAAUCAACACCGUUGUCGCCGAGGCUGAGGGUCUGAACCCUUCUCCUCCUGCCAGUCGUGGUAGUAUCACUGCUGGAAACUCAUNNCAUCGCAGCAACCUCAGCAAAAACGUCCCCAGACCUCCAGCAGACCCUCGGACAAUCCCACCCCAAUGA
Messenger RNA from Aureobasidium musti, 882 nucleotides. The record is from the annotation of a GenBank genome assembly. Lineage: Eukaryota; Fungi; Ascomycota; Dothideomycetes; Dothideales; Saccotheciaceae.